AUGAGCUCCGUCGAUUCAUCAUCAUCAUCGCCAACGUCAUCUGCAGAGAAAUUGAGCGACAAGAACAACAAUAACAACCACCACCACCACCAACACAACAACGACAUCUUCGAGCAAUAUGGAGUUCACUUGGAUGGCGAUGAUGAUGACCAGCGGGUAUGCUGGAAUAGCGAUGCCCCAGAUCAUCCCCGAAACUGGAGUCCUUCGAUGAAGGCGUACACGACCACAAUCAUCUGUUGGUUAGAGCUAUAUAUGACUGGAAUCAGCUCCGCGGGCACAGGCGCAGCAGACACUGCACGUUUCGAAUACCACAUCAGCCGCACACUCGCCUACUUCGCCUUUGUCACCAUCUAUCUCCUAGGCCAAACCAUUGGCGGAAUCGUCCUGGCUCCCGUAUCAGAAACCUUUGGCCGUCGCACCCUCUACAUCGUCGGCAGUUUCCUCUUCUGCAUCUUCUCCAUCAUCACAGCAGCCGUACCCUCCGUCGCCGGAGUAUACAUCGGAAGAUUUUUCCAAGGCGUAGCCGCAGCGAUACCCGCGACGGUAGCGUUUGGGAAUUUCAACGACAUGUAUGCCGCGCGCACGAGGAUCGGGAUUGUAUAUGCGUAUACCAUGGCGGGAUUUGUGGGACUCUCGUUGGGGCCCGUGUAUGCCAGUUAUAUCACGGCGACGUGUGGAUGGAGAUGGGUGUUUUACAUCUCGGCCAUUGCUUCUGCCGUGUCGGCUGCUCUCGCCUUUGGAGUCAAGGAGAGUAAGGCGGAUCAACUGUUGGAGAGAAAGGUCCGGGCCAUCAGAGAAGCGACGGGGCGAGAUGACUUGCAGGCGGAAUCCACAUCUUCCGAGGGCUUCAAUUUCAACGCCUUCGCACGAGACUCACUACUUCGGCCAUUGAAGUAUUUGUUCACCGAGCCCAUUGUGAUCUUCUGUGCUGCACUGUGCGGGAUUGCCUUUGGGUUGCUGUACGGUCUGACAGCCGGGUUGACGGUGGCAUACACCGAUCCACCAUUCGACAAGACGUUUUCCGACGUCUCCUCGUCGCUCUCAUUCAUCGCUAUCCUCAUAGGAGUUCUUCUGGACGUGCUGCCGCGCUUCUACGACUACCAUUUGCUUCGCAGGUGCCAGACGCAGCACCUCCGCAUCGUGCCCGAGACCAAAAUCAGGUCCUUUGCGAUAGCAUGUCCUGCUCUUGCCAUUGGACUCUGGAUCUUUGCGUGGACCGUACCUCCCAGAGUGACGACUGUUCCUUGGCCCAUCUCCAUGAUCGGUCUCAUAUGUGUCGGCUUCGCGACGACCGAUUUUUCAUACGUUCUAUUCGGCUACGUGACUGAUAGCUACGGCGACCAUGCCGCAUCUGCAGUGUCAGCGGUCAGCGCCACUCGGACCAUCGCCGCUGCAGUCUUUCCUCUCUUUGCAUAUCAGAUGUUCUCAGGUCUGGGAACAAACAUUGCUGCCAGCAUCUUGGCAGCCGUGGCGUCCGUGUUUGCCUUCACGCCGUUUCUGUUCUUGACACAGGGCCAGAGUCUGCGGCAGAAGAGCAAGUUUGCGAUGGAUGAUCACGACUGCUUGCCCGAAGAGAAUGGGCACAUGCAGGACGAGAAAGCCUGA
Sphaerulina musiva SO2202 is the source of this 1605-nucleotide messenger RNA. RefSeq names its product MFS multidrug transporter. Lineage: Eukaryota; Fungi; Ascomycota; Dothideomycetes; Mycosphaerellales; Mycosphaerellaceae. Gene Ontology annotation, biological process: transmembrane transport. Gene Ontology annotation, molecular function: transmembrane transporter activity. Bases 1 to 1605 code for a protein of 534 amino acids. The record is from RefSeq and is a predicted model, not a curated record. The transcript has 2 exons.